Lotus japonicus is the source of this 2270-nucleotide messenger RNA. Its product is annotated as probable LRR receptor-like serine/threonine-protein kinase At1g14390. The transcript is spliced from 6 exons. Lineage: Eukaryota; Viridiplantae; Streptophyta; Magnoliopsida; Fabales; Fabaceae. Gene Ontology annotation, biological process: protein phosphorylation. The record is from RefSeq and is a predicted model, not a curated record. Gene Ontology annotation, molecular function: ATP binding; protein binding; protein kinase activity. The coding region runs from base 153 to 2174 and encodes 673 amino acids.
AAUCACGCAGCAAGGCAUGUUACAUCUCCUCAUUUACAGAUCUCACCCAUGUUACAAAAACUUAGGUUCUCUCCCACCUGCUCCAUAUUAUUAGAUUCAAAUUUCAAACAGUCAAUCACAGUUCAAUUCAUUUCCAUGCAAUAAGAUCGAAUAUGAAGAAAUUGUGGAAUAUUUGGUUGAUUCCUGCAAUCAUUCUUCUGAUUCUGGUGCUUGCUCCUACUACUUCAAUUGCACAGCAGCUAACGACAACUGAGAAUAGAAUUCUUUUCCAAGUACAGAAAUUUCUUGAAUAUCCUCAAGGUCUUCAAGAAUGGACAAAUUUCUGCUUCCUCCCUCCCUCACCUUCCCUGAAGAUAGUUUGCUCAAAUGGUCAUGUCACAGAGUUAACUAUUAUAGGAAACAAAACUUCCUUACUCUCAGGAAGCUUCUCAAUUGAUUCCUUCUUUACUGUGAUCACAAAGCUUUCAAAUUUGAAGGUGUUGUCAUUGGUGUCCUUGGGUUUGUGGGGUCCUUUACCCGCAAAGAUCAACCGCUUCUCCUCUCUGCAAGUGCUAAACAUGAGCUCAAAUUUCAUUCACGGGGAAAUCCCAUCUUUGAAAUUGAAAAAUCUGACCAGUUUGGUUUUGGCUGAUAAUCUCUUCAAUGGAAGUGUUCCACCAGAUCUGGAAACCCUCACUUGUCUUGAAGAGCUCAACUUGGGUGGUAACAAACUAGGUUCUCAUUUCCCAUCCUUUCUGUUCUCUCUUCCUUCCCUUCACCAAAUAAACUUGUCUUCAAACCACCUAAGUGGUAACCUAUCUAUGCCAUGUGCUCCUGCAUCUGCACUAACAUUUGUAGAUAUCUCACACAACCUUCUGGUAGGAAAAUUACCAUCCUGUAUUAUUGCUUCAAAGGCCGAGGUGCUAUACUCUGGGAACUGUUUGUUAAGUGUGAAACAAAAACAACGUCCACCUUCAUAUUGCAAUAAAAAAGCAGCACCAGCUUUAGCAGUUAAGCCUCCUUCUUCCAAUUCGAAGGAAAAGGAAUCGGGUAUUAAAUUAGGCCUACUACUUGGUCUAAUUGGAGGAGGAAUUGUGCUUGUAGGAAUUGCAGGACUACUACUACUGCUUCUACUCAUCUUCAACAAGUCUAAAGCAAAAAGAUCAUAUCAUAACUCCCAAACGUUUGUUGCUCAUAAAUUUUCUCCAGCAGUACCAAAUGUUAAUGUUGCAAGACGUGUUCCACAGACAACGAGGCUAGCUGCAAUUGGACUGCCACCAUACCGUAUUUUUACAUCAGAGGAAAUUGAAGAUGCAACAAACAACUUUGAUGCAUCAAAUCUUAUAGAAGAAGGAACGCAGGGACAGCUAUAUAAAGGUUGGCUCAGAGAUGGCUCAGUGGUCCUGGUUAAUUGUGCAAAAAUAAAGCACAGAGAUUUGCCCUAUAAUAGCAGCAUCAUGCAGCACUUAGAGAUAUUACCCAAUUUGAGACAUAGGCAUAUGGUGAGUGUUGUUGGACACUCUGUCAUUACUCAUCAGGACCCUCCCCAAUCCACCACCACUGUAUUCAUUGUAUUUGAGUACAUCUCAAAUGUGUCACUCAGGGAUCAACUUACAGAUAGGAGAAAAAGAGAAAUUCUGAAAUGGCCCCAAAGAAUGGCAAUCAGCAUAGGCAUUGCAAGAGGAGUCCAGUUUUUGCACACAGAAAUUACUCCUGCCAUAUUUGGCAAUAAUUUAAAGAUUCACAACAUUCUGUUGGAUGAUAGUCUCAAUGCAAAACUUAGUGGAUACAACAUUCCCUUGCCAUCCAAGGAAGAUAAUUUAGAAAGGUUCAAUAUGUUAUGCAGCACACAUAGUGCAGAAAAGGAAGAUAUUUAUCUUCUGGGUGUAAUUCUACUUGAAGUUAUCACAGGCAGACAAAUAGCAACCUCCAGUGAAGUACAAGAGCUCAAGGACGAGCUAGAGACAGGUUCAUCAGACACAGCAUCAAUACUUCUAAGAAGUGCAAUUGAUCCUUCCCUGAGGGGAAGUUAUGCAUAUGAAUCAAUGAGGACUGCAGUUCAGAUUACCAUCAACUGUCUCUCCAAGGUUCCUAGUAAGCGCCCUUCAAUAGAGGAUGUUCUCUGGAAUUUACACUACUCAAUGCAAGUUCAAGAGUCAUGGACCAGUAGUGGAAACCUCAGCACAAAAUUAUAGAACUCCCUGUCAAUAAAAAUGUAAUUUCUUUUAUAUGGCCAAAAGAGACCUUGGCCUGCAUUUUUUCAAGUCUGAUAAAAAUUCAAGUUCCUAUCA